This is a messenger RNA of Staurois parvus, 420 nucleotides long. NCBI's taxonomy places the organism in Eukaryota, Metazoa, Chordata, Amphibia, Anura, Ranidae. The record is from the annotation of a GenBank genome assembly.
GGCACUGACUGGCAUCACUGCUGGGCACUGACUGGCGGCACUGACUGGCACAACCCCUGGGCACUGACUGGUGGCACUGACUGGCAGCACUGCUGGGCUGCACUGGUGGAUGGCACUGGUGGGCAGCACUGGUGGGUGGGCACAGGUGGGUGGCACUGGUGGGCACAGGUGAGUGGCACUGGUGGGCACAGGUGGGUGGACACAGGUGGGUGGCACUGCUGGGCACAGGUGGGUGCACUGCUGGGCACAGGUGGGCGGAACUUGCGGGUGGCACUGCUGGGCACCGAUCAUCAGGGCACUGAUCAUCAGUGCCCUGAUGAUCGGUGCCGAUCCCCGCUCUGACAACUGCCGGUUCUCGGCAGUACUUUCCUCACGAUCUGACAGCGUGAGGAAAGUGCAGCCGAGAACCGGCACUUGCAU